Ylistrum balloti is the source of this 2376-nucleotide messenger RNA. Its product is annotated as DNA repair-scaffolding protein-like. Gene Ontology annotation, cellular component: nuclear chromosome; nucleoplasm. The coding region runs from base 28 to 2313 and encodes 761 amino acids. Lineage: Eukaryota; Metazoa; Mollusca; Bivalvia; Pectinida; Pectinidae. The record is from RefSeq and is a predicted model, not a curated record. The transcript has 16 exons. Gene Ontology annotation, biological process: regulation of establishment of protein localization to chromosome; double-strand break repair via homologous recombination.
UAUCAAAUAGUCCAUGAUAUAAAUCUGAUGUUGUAUUUAAAGGUUUCUGACGUAACAACCAGUAUCUGCAGCUAUGAAUCUGAUGGAUCAAGGCAUUCCUUUACACAGAGGGAAACUUACAACAGAUUACAGUGCUCACCUGGGAUAUCACAAGAUAUUGAAAGUAUGAAAAGUGUGUCUCCUGCACCAAGCCAGGCUUCCUCCAGUUCAAAGGUCAAGGCCAGUGACUGGGUUAAGACAUUGAAUUUGAAAACACCUUCUAAAGAUUCACAAUCAGGAGACAUGGACAUUUUAGAGGAUUCAGCAAAAAAGAAAAAAAGAUUCACAAGAGGAGGUUUUGCUGACCAGCUCAACAAAGUUCAAACAAGAGAGCGUUCAUCUUUGAGAAUAUGGUCACAUCAGCAGAAGUGUGGGAAGUCGGAAUCUACAGACUUGACCCAUUCGAAGUAUAUCACCAUUACAGUGGUAAGCUUUGAAUUACUCUACAGCCUUCAGUUGGCUCAAUGUGAGGUUUUAGCAGGGCCGAUGGACCAAGGCGAGAUCCUGGUGCUAUUUUCAACUGCAGCAGUCCAACAACAAAACAUAAAACCAGGCAGCAUUGUUCGUAUUCAUCGUCCAUGGCAGCAGCUGGAGCUGAAACAGACACAGCAGAAGGUUUUGUUAUGUACAAACUACUGCCAUGUAGAUAACAGUAAUGACCUCCAAAUACCAAGGUCACAAAAGUUCACCAAACAGGAAGUGGUCACUGGUCAGUGGAACUGCCCUUGUGUAGCAGAUCUUGUGAACGACUACCAGAGCUGUGCUGCCCAUCUCCUUCCUUGUAUUCCAGCGAUAGACAUUCCACUGGAUGCUGGGUUUUGUGAUAGUAAAGAGGUCAGUGAUACAUCAAGAUUAACUAUGGUACAGUCCACCCAACUGCAGAAUUGGGUAACAUCAUCCACACACACAAUACUGGACAGCAUACAAGGCUCCCCACCGACUAGCUUCACAGGACUUGUUCAAAGGGUCAUACAGACACGACAAACAUCGAGAUGGUGUGUGCUUGUGGAGGAUGUGCAAGGCACUUUGUGUCAAGUGAUCAUUUCAACCCGAAUUCCAGUGUGGGACAAAGUCUUAGAGGGGGAGGGGUCAGUCUUUUCCUUCACUGGCCUCACUGUAAAAAGUCGGACACACAGGGAUAGAGAUGUUGACUUGUUUAGUCUGAUUGAUUCUGUGUGGUCUGGAGUUGUCACAAGCACAAAUAGUCAAGACAGUGACCAGAGGCUGCCCAGUCCUAGUAGUCAAGACAGUGACCAGAGGCUGCCCGCUCCUAGUAGUCAAGACAGUGACCAGAGGCUGCCUGGUCCUAGUAGUCAAGGCAGCGAACUUCCAGGAACCAGCACAGCUGUUAGGCCUGUGGAGUCGCCUGGAUUUUGCUAUGUAAUGAAUGGAGAUAAUUCUGCAGAUAUUGAUGUAACUUCCAUUAGUAACUCUGUAUUGCUGUCUCGGUAUCAGCGUCUAUCACUCACUGAUUUGUCAGAGACCUGUAAGGAAUUGACAGCAGGGAAGCGUUUCUGUUUUGUAGGGAAAGUUUUAGCUAUACUGCCCUCUGACACACAACACAUCCAGGAUGACUCUAGGACUACUACACAUACCAGAAAUCCUCACUGCUACCUGUAUGUUCGUGCUGCCUCCUGGUCGACCACUAUUAUUGUCAGGGUAGCCUAUGAUAUCACACAUGAUACUUGUGGACAGGUCAUGUUCUUCAAGGAUGUGUUUUACCUCAAAGAACAGCUUUGUUGUGAUGUUCUCUCUCAGAUACUACCAGUAUCUGCUGUACCUGAGAGGUGUCUAUCUACCAACUGUCAGAUAGACAAAGAAAUAAGAGCUCUACAAGGGGAGAUCAUUCUUCCAAGUGUCUGCUGCGAGCUUCCUGAUCUAACUCUUUGUAAGGUAUUAGGUAGAGUGAGGGGUGUAGAUGAGAGUUCAGCCUACUCCUGGGAUGUUUGUGAUGACUGUGGAAGUGACAGCCUGGUUACUCAACAAAGGGAGUUGAUCUGUCAGGAGUGUCACAAAGCUGUUACAGAGCCAGUGAACAAGAUGACCAUGGAGAUACACAUGACAUGUGAUGAACUUGACAUUCCUGUGACAGUCAGUCUUCUCCAGGAUACUAUUGAGUGUUUACUGCCAGAGGAGACCACAGAGGAGGGUUAUGACAUUGAAAGUGUCCUUGGGAAAGACGUUGGAACCAUUUACUGUGUGUUGUGUUCAAAACUUGUUGGAGGAGGAAAAGUCAAGUGUAUGAAACUACAACAAGUAGCUGUAGUUUUGUAGUUUAUCACUAAGUGACAAUAAGUUACUGUGAUAAAGAAUGAAAAUCUAUCUGUAUCAGAUAGU